AUGACUACCGUUCAAACAGCCUCCCCUCACCUGAGGGUGUCGGCUGCCAAGUCAUCUUCCUCGGAAUCCAAAGAAUCCCCUUCCACUCGAAUCUCGCCCCCCGAGACCUCCGCCGUUGACGACCACUUCUUCUGGACCUACACCGAAGAGCCGCACCGGUCUCGCCGACAGGCAAUUAUCAAAGCUCACCCUGAGGUCACCAAGCUUUGCGGACCUGAGCCUCUCACCAAAUAUGUUGUCUUCGGCGUCGUUGCCACUCAAAUCACCUGUGCAUACCUCCUUCGCAAUACCUCUAUCCUCGACUGGCGGUUCCUGGCCACAGCAUACUUCAUCGGAGCCACCGCCAACCAAAACCUCUUCCUGGCCAUCCACGAGAUCUCCCACAAUCUAGCCUUCCGCUCGCCGCUCGCAAAUCGACUGUUGGCAAUUUUCGCAAAUCUCCCCAUCGGGUUACCCUACAGUGCGGCGUUCAGGCCCUACCACCUUACCCACCACAAAUCCCUCGGCGUCACAGGUCUAGAUACCGACCUUCCCACCGCAGUUGAGGCAUUCUUCCUAGACUCCCUACUGGGCAAGACAUUCUUCUGCACCUUCCAAAUCCUCUUCUACGCCGUCCGGCCCAUCUUCGACUACUUCCUAACCCAAUUCGCCGGCUCCCUCCAACCAUUCUACUACUUCAUCGCAAGUUCCUUCCUCGCCGGCUCCCUCCACCCCUGCGCAGGCCACUUCAUCGCCGAGCACUACUUCUUCUCAAACGUCAAGACCGGCGGCACAGAGUCCCUCCUCGAACUCAAGUUCAAGCCCGCGGCCAAAACAGACGGCCCUUCCGUUCUGGACGGCCUCGCUCCACCAGAAACGUACUCUUACUACGGCCCGCUGAAUUUCUUCACCUACAACGUCGGUCUGCAUAACGAGCACCAUGAUUUCCCGGCUAUUCCCUGGACCAGACUGCACAAGCUGCAUGAUAUUGCGAAGGAGUUCUACGAGCCGCUUCCUUGCCACCGGAGCUGGAUUUGGGUCAUUUGGACCUUUAUCUUGGAUAAGGAUGUUGGUCCUUGGUGCCGGGUUAAGCGUGCACAAGGCGGACGUGUUGUUGGUGGCGGUGGUGGAACCUCUGGCAAGAAUGCGCCUACAGGGCGUGGAGGGGAGGGUAUUUCUGCUGCCUCGGCGGGUCCGGGCGGCGAGGAAGGCGAUGGGUGGAAAGAGAGUGAGAUCCAGUGUUAG
Molecule: messenger RNA, 1224 nt
Organism: Penicillium manginii
Lineage: Eukaryota; Fungi; Ascomycota; Eurotiomycetes; Eurotiales; Aspergillaceae
Product: sphingolipid delta(4)-desaturase family protein
Exons: 4
Coding region: 1-1224 (407 amino acids)
Biological process (GO): ceramide biosynthetic process
Cellular component (GO): membrane
Molecular function (GO): sphingolipid delta-4 desaturase activity
Source: RefSeq, a predicted model, not a curated record